AUCAGUGGAAGUGCACCAAAGCGUGCGAAACCGAUUUUGGUAUUUUACGUUCGCGGCGUGCGACGUUGACAUCGAAAUCGCUCCCUCCUUCGAGAUCCAUGCGGUCAACUCGCGGCAGGGUUUCGAGCAAGAGUUCGGCAUGGACCAGCGCGGAACACUGCUGCUGCAGAUUGCAGCGGCUGCCUGCUUCUUAUGUCUUGGGUUCCUUCUUCGCUUCGCCGGUCGCGUUGCCACCGGCUCGGAGGCGCGGGGGCGAUGCGACGGUUCUGAAGCCUUGGAGAUUCGGGCGGGGUUCUAUCGGAUUCUGGCAGGCGACUAG
Symbiodinium sp. CCMP2456 is the source of this 319-nucleotide messenger RNA. NCBI's taxonomy places the organism in Eukaryota, Dinophyceae, Suessiales, Symbiodiniaceae. The record is from the annotation of a GenBank genome assembly.